UCUGCCUAUGCCUGACAUCUCUCCGUUGCACUCUGCCCCACGCAAAUAACAUGCGUGCAGUAUCCCACCCACAGAGAGGAACUGUGGUUCAGACCAGCGUUUCUGCUUUUCGGCAAAAAGUCUUCCUCCCUACCUGCCUGGCUCCUGUCUACUGUUCUGCCGCAGCUUUUUUUUUUCCCAGAUGAAGAGUUUCUCAGCCAGCUGACAUCUGAGCCCCAACAUGAGCAUACGGAAGCUAAGUUUCAAAUGGUUCGGCAGCCUUACCAACCUCUCCUUUCGCCGCUCCACUGAGAAAUCAAAGUCGAAGUCUGGAGAUGACGGUGACUGCAGUGCCGCCUCCUCAUCGACCCUGAGUCCAGUCGUUGAGGCAACGGUGGACGACAUGGGGGCGAUGCGUCCUCGCACUGCCAGCUACGUCCGCUCCAGUGAGGGCUACACCCACGUUGGCACGUUGCCACGGCUACUGAUGAGGAAGAAGGACAAGGGUAGUAAAGGAUGCCCCAGCAGUUCUAAAAAGGGUAAAGACAAGAGCGGCAUCGGAAGAAGCCAGAGCCAGAGACCUGCAGGGGACAAAAACUGUGUGUCUCUGAGAAACCAAGAUGUCUCAUCCAAAACUGUAGAUGUGGUCGACGGUGGACUUAACCAACACUCCCCAAUCGGCCCCAGCACACUUCCUGAGCCCAAAGUUGAAAGUAACGCCACAAAUACCCAAAACAAGGACCCUGUACCCACAGCUGCUUGUGAGGAUGUGUCGCCAUCUGGUGGCUCAAGCUCAGCUCUCCAGCCAGAGGAAGGCAUCACUCAGACAGGUGCAAACUCGAAUGGUGAAUCCAUGAAAGAGGCCUCAUCUCCCCCACUUAGCCAGGGGAAUGGUGAAACUCAUAAGGAUGUUGGGCCUGUGUCUGAACCGGAGGAGCAGGUGACGGGGAACAAAGACGAGACAGAAGGAGCUGGCGGAGGGGACUCGGACGGCAUUUACAGCUACAUGAUGCCUAUAAAUACAAAGACAGAACAAGCUGAGUUCUCCAAGGAGAAGUACCUGUUGGAGUCUCCUCCCGAGAAACUUCGCAAGGAGCUGGAGGAGGAGCUGAAACUAAGCCCUGCUGACAUAAGGAGCCAUGGCUGGUACCAUGGACACAUACCCAGAGAGGUGUCAGAGACUCUGGUUUUACGUAAUGGAGACUUCCUUGUGCGUGAUUCACUGACCAGUGUGGGUGAUUAUGUUUUGACCUGUCGAUGGGAUAACGAGGUGCUGCACUUCAAGAUCAGUAAAGUCCUGGUCAAAUCCAGUGAGACUAAGGUGCAGUACGUCCUGGAGGCGGACAGCUUCGAUUCGGUCCAGGAGCUCGUGCGGUUUUACGUGGGCCAACGCAAGCCGGUUUCCCAAUCCAACGCUGUCCACAUCUACUGUCCGGUCAGCAGGACCGUCCCCCUGCGGUACCUGGAGGCCACCUUCGCCCUCUCCAUGAGCAAGCAGGGCUCGGCCUACUCCCCGUCCAGCCAGAGGGGGGCGUACAUCAAGAGGAGGAGCGUCACCAUGACCGACGGGCUGACGACGGAGAAGAUAAUACCUCACAGUGACUCAGACAGCCCCAGUCCGGUUGAGACACCAGUGGCACCGCCGGAACCAGAGACGGAGCCUGUGCCGAGCUGCAGCCCGUCGACCAUCCACCACCAUAAAGACGCCAUGCGGAACUGUGCAAUGAGCAUGGACCAGAUUCAGGAGUAUCGGUGCCCUUUGUCGCCUGUUGGGGAGACCCCACUGUCUCCCGCUUAUAGCGCUAUCACCAGGCAAAGAGCCCACUCCGGCGGGCGGAUUCUGGCCGUCGUCCCUCCCUCCCCGGCGAUGCGUCGUUCCAGUGAACCUCAGCUCAGCCCCUCGGCCGGGGACAUCCCUCCGGAGCAUCCCGCGCGCACCUCGCACUCGGCGCACUCCUCGCCCGCCCAUCACCCCAGCUACCCGUCGCAUUCCUCGGAAUCGGCGGGAAGCUACUGCGACCUCGGACCUUGCCCCGCCGGGCCGCCCAAACCCCCGACUAAGGGCUACGUAGAGCGACUGCGCGUUGAGGAAAGGAGGGCGGAGGGCGCGAGAGAGGAAGGGGAGGGGACGUUCAGCGCCCCGCAGGUGGAGACGGCCUCGUCCUUCAAGCCAUCCAGGUACGAGUCUUCCCUCAUGCCAGCCGAGAAUAAGCCUCUGGAGAUGUCCGUGCUGAAGAGAGUCAAAGAGCUGCUGGCUGAGGUGGACGCAAGGACCGCAGCCAAACACAUCACCGUGAUGGACUGCAAGGUUGCAAGAAUAUUAGGCGUAACCACAGAAACGCAAAGGAUGAUGGGAGUGUCCUCUGGGCUCGAGUUGCUGACGCUACCACACGGACACCAGCUGAGACUUGACCUACUGGAGAGGUUCUACACCAUGUCUAUUAUGAUGGCUGUGGACCUCCUUGGCUGUACAGGAAGUACAGAGGAGAGGGCAGCCCUGCUCCACAAGACCAUCCAGCUAGCAGCGGAGUUGAAAAGCAACAUGGGAAACAUGUUUGGUUUUGCCGCUGUGAUGAGAGCCCUGGAGCUGCCACAGAUUUCCCGCCUGGAGCAGACGUGGGUAACUCUACGCCAGAGACACACAGAGGGCGCCAUUCUGUAUGAGAAGAAGCUCAAACCGUUCAUAAAGAAUAUGAACGACGGCAAAGAAUCCAGUGCUCUGUCCAACACCUCCUUCCCUCACAUCAUUCCCGUCCUGUCUUUGCUGGAGCGCGGCGUGGCUCUCGGCGAGACGCUGGAGGCCUGGGAAAGCUCAGAGGUGGGAGUGGAUGUGGUCAUGUACCACCUGGAGGCAGCUCGUACCAUCGCACAUCACGGGGGAAUCUACAGAACCAAUGCAGAGACCAAAUUGCAGGGAUUUCAGGAGCGCGCAGAGAUAAACGAGAUCUUCCAGACGGAGUUUCAGAUGCGUCUCCUGUGGGGCAGCCGCGGCUCCGAGGGCAGCCAGUCGGAGCGCUACGAGAAGUUCGACAAAGUCCUCACCGCCCUAUCGCACAAGCUAGAGCCUCCCGUGCGCCAGAGCGAGCUAUAGCACCCGCAGCGGCAUCAUCGAUGAAACACUCCCCGAUUUGCACUCGACGCUCGCGGUGGUACGGUCCUGUUUAGCAUCGUAAAAGGAGGACGUGGGAGCUAGGACACUGGGAGGAGUGAGGGUGAACGAAGAGGCAGCUAAAAAGAGCGCGUGCGGUGAGCACCGGGAAUACGGAGAGAAGGCAUCUCACCUAUAACAUGUGUUGCACUCACUAUUGACUCAACGUAAGGCACAGACGGUUCUCCUAUUCCUCUCUAUGGACUUUAAAAUAUUUAAGGGAGAGGUGACAAGCUAAGAAGGAAAAGAAGACGGGGGAUAAGGGUGGCCGGCUCUUCUGGACGUGUGUACGGUAUUCUUCAAGGGCCAAACUGAGCUACGAAAAUUGGCUUCGCUCCAGGCGCUCAACUGCUGUCACACACUUUAGCCAAAAUAACAACAAUAACUUACAUAGGUCAUAUAUAGAUGUUUAGUCUGUGCGAGUGUGCGUGUAUGUAAGAGUCUUCCUCUUUUUUUUUUUCUUCUUUUUUUGUUACAUACAUUGUUCUUUUGUUGUCUUAUUUGUUGGUUUUGAUCAAAAGACAACAAGCAUCACGGACACUGCAUCGUGAAACUCUCGGGACCGUGUCAGCGCUCAUUCUGAGGAAACCCUGUUCGUGAAAUCUCAUUAAAUAUGUAUCAAGCAGUCCCAUUGAAUCCCAUUAAAAAUGUAUCGGGCAUGCAUUAAUAAAUGUACCCAGAGUGGGGCAUUUGCAGGAGUAACGGCGGUGUCUCCACUGCGCGGGCUUUUGCGCGUUUUCUAAGAGCGUUAAAAGAACAAAGCCGCCGACGUCUCUCGCUACCAUAGCAUUCAAUGUAGUGUGUCCUGUGUGCAAAAUGUUGUCGCAGCCAGCAAUUAUGACAGAAAUACUUUAAAUUUACUUAAAGCAAGGUUUCACUUAGUAUAUGCACACGUUUGGACAUGGAUUGGUUUCUAACUCAAAUAAUUCAAAUGGCUGAUGCAUGCAUCUGUAAAUGUUAUGCCAAGUCAAAUGUUGCUUUAAUAAUUUAAAAUUAAAGAAAGUUGUGAAAUAUAAUAGUAUUAAAAACAAAUUGUCUCGGUACCAGUCACAAUUGAAAACUUACUCUUUCGAUUCAAUUUUGUUUCUUUUCAGCCUUAAAAUGGAAUGAGUCUAAGGAUGUGUACACAGCGGCUGUGCUUAAGAGAAUGUCUCAUGGUUGUAUGUGUUGAAUUUGUGUCACAGCAAUAGAGCUAAAAUAACUGGAAUAAUCUGACUUCUUUGGGAGUAUAUUUUGCUUGACCAUUUAGUGUUGCAGAAUUGCUGUUUUUAAGAGGCCUGAGAGGGCUGGAGCCCACUCUCAGAGCUAUGCAAUCGCGCCAUUCAAGGGCUGAGACGACCCUGACGAACCUAUUCACGAUAUUUAAGGGAAUCUUCAAUCACUAGCCUUUCUUAUUCAAUCUGAUGAUCUAUAUAUGAUGAACAUAGCCAGAUAUCAGUCAAAGACAAAUAACGCUUCUGCAUUAAAGUUCUUGGAGAGUCUUAAGUGGAUGGUUGCGUUUAAAUCCCAGUUUUCUAGUCUGAAACCAGCUGUACGGAAGCAGAGGUCAUGAGGCGAGGAGCCGCGUGUCAGUUCAGUUCCCACUGCGAUCCAGCAGGGGGUGAUCUUUAGUGAGAAAACAAAAAUACAAAAAACAGAAUCAGUAAUUGUAAUAUUGAAGACAUACACAAAGAGAAAUGAUCGUGUGUGUUCUGAGACCAAGAGGAUGCCUACUGGUUUAGGUCUGAUUGCUGAUGCCAUUGAUGAUGUAAAUCGUUUGUAUUUGUCCUCUGUCGAAUGCUGUACAGGAAUGCUCUGUGGUUCUCCUGUGUUGAACAGACCGUAUGAGAUGAACUUGAAACGCAAAAAAAAAGAAAAAAAGAAAUGAUUUAGGUCUUGUCUCAUGUAUUUUUUUUUUUUUUUUUACGUACUGUACAUAGCAAUUCACUUUUUUUCAAAUAAAACGAUUGCUUGUGUUGACGA
Mugil cephalus (flathead mullet) is the source of this 5089-nucleotide messenger RNA. RefSeq names its product SH2 domain containing 3Ca (gene sh2d3ca). Gene Ontology annotation, molecular function: guanyl-nucleotide exchange factor activity; phosphotyrosine residue binding. Gene Ontology annotation, biological process: positive regulation of peptidyl-serine phosphorylation; small GTPase-mediated signal transduction. The coding region runs from base 221 to 3070 and encodes 949 amino acids. NCBI's taxonomy places the organism in Eukaryota, Metazoa, Chordata, Actinopteri, Mugiliformes, Mugilidae. The transcript has 16 exons. The record is from RefSeq and is a predicted model, not a curated record.